AUUUAUUUUUAGGUUUUGAGUAACCUAUCCGGCGCACUCCGACUCGGAUUCGUCUCCUCAUCUCCACUCUUCUUUCCUCACAUUUUACUGACUCUCGGAGUCUCUUCUCUUCUUCCAUUUCCCCUUUCAUCUUCUCCUCUCCCCCAAGCCCUAAUCCUAAUUUCUCCCCGGAACCCUAGCAAAAAUGGCGAUCCGGAAGCUCCUCACCCUCGGCCGCCGCCGCCUCCCCCUCCUUCACCACCUCAGAUCCUUCUCCACUUCCCCCGCCGCCGUCGCCCCCUCCGCCGCCGUCCCCUCCACCGGCCCCCCGGUCAUGCACUACGACGUCCUCGCCCGCGCCGUCAGCGCCAAGAUCAAGCGCCUCGACGACCCGGACCCCCGCUUCCUCCGCUACGCCUCCCCCCACCCCGCCCGCGCCGACCACACCCCGAUCCUCUCCGCCCCGGAGACCCGCGUCACCACCCUCCCCAACGGCCUCCGCGUCGCCACCGAGUCGGCCCUCGCCUCCCGCACCGCCACCGUCGGCAUCUGGAUCGAUGCCGGCAGCCGCUUCGAGACCGAGGAGACCAACGGCACCGCCCACUUCCUAGAGCACAUGAUCUUCAAGGGAACCGCGGAUCGGACGGUGAGGCAGCUCGAGGAGGAGAUUGAGAACAUGGGGGGCCAUCUCAACGCCUACACCUCCAGGGAGCAGACCACCUACUACGCCAAGGUCAUGGACAAGGACGUCCCCAAGGCGCUCGAGAUCCUCGCCGACAUCCUUCAGAACUCCAGCUUCGAUGAGGCCCGGAUCAAUCGGGAGCGUGAUGUCAUCCUCCGUGAGAUGGAAGAGGUGGAGGGACAAACUGAAGAAGUUAUCUUUGACCAUUUGCAUGCAACAGCGUUCCAGUAUACUCCAUUGGGCAGAACAAUCCUGGGACCUGCUUCAAAUAUCAAGACAAUCACAAAAGAACAACUUAAGAACUACAUUUCAACUCAUUAUACAGCUCCUAGAAUGGUCAUUUCUGCUGCUGGUGCUGUGAAGCAUGAAGAAAUAGUUGAGCAGGUGAAGAAGCUGUUCACAAAGUUCACAGCAGACCCUACAACAGCAUCUCAACUGGUUGCAAAAGAACCAGCUAUUUUUACUGGUUCUGAGGUUAGAAUUAUAGAUGAUGAUAUUCCACUUGCACAAUUUGCGGUUGCUUUCAGUGGAGCAUCCUGGACAGAUCCUGAUUCCAUUGCUUUGAUGGUCAUGCAAUCCAUGCUGGGUUCUUGGAACAAAAGUUCUGGAGGUGGAAAGCACAUGGGCUCAGAGCUUGUACAAAGGAUUGCAAUUAAUGAAAUAGCUGAGAGCAUGAUGGCUUUUAAUACCAACUAUAAGGAUACUGGUCUAUUUGGUGUUUAUGCAGUUGCUAAGCCUGAUUGCUUGGAUGACUUGGCUUACGCGAUUAUGUAUGAGAUAAGCAAGAUGUCUUACCGAGUUUCAGAAGCUGAUGUUACUCGUGCUCGUAAUCAGCUGAAAUCUUCUCUCCAACUUCAUAUUGAUGGUACCAGCCCUGUUGCUGAGGACAUCGGUCGUCAGCUACUUACAUAUGGCCGUAGAAUACCAGUUGCUGAGCUUUUUGCAAGGAUUGAUGCGGUUGAUGCAAGCACUGUGAAGCGUGUUGCAAACCGCUUCAUAUUUGAUCAGGAUGUUUCUAUUGCUGCCAUGGGACCGAUCCAGAGCCUUCCUGACUACAACUGGUUCAGGCGCCGAACCUAUAUGCUUCGAUACUAAAUUUAAUGUAGUUCUUAUUGUUUCUACUUUCUAUUACGUAUUGAAAAAUUUUCUUAAAGGGCCUUCAAUUGCAAGCCAUGUUCAUCUUUAAUGCUUUGAUGGCUGGAAUUUUUUGUUUGUUGUUUUCUCAUAUUUUUUUGUCCUGUAUUCCUGUCAAUAAUAAACAUCCAACUGCAUGGCUACACAUUUUUGUUGAAGCUCCAUAGGUGUUGGGGGCCAUUUUCUGUUAUGUGAAGUAGCUGCAAAUUCCUAAUUGUGGAUUAAUUUGUCUC
This is a messenger RNA of Phoenix dactylifera (date palm), 2028 nucleotides long. Its product is annotated as putative mitochondrial-processing peptidase subunit beta, mitochondrial. Gene Ontology annotation, cellular component: mitochondrion. The record is from RefSeq and is a predicted model, not a curated record. NCBI's taxonomy places the organism in Eukaryota, Viridiplantae, Streptophyta, Magnoliopsida, Arecales, Arecaceae. Gene Ontology annotation, biological process: proteolysis. Gene Ontology annotation, molecular function: metal ion binding; metalloendopeptidase activity.